Oryzias melastigma (Indian medaka) is the source of this 1751-nucleotide messenger RNA. It is a transcript of the gene pef1, whose product is annotated as penta-EF-hand domain containing 1. Bases 88 to 843 code for a protein of 251 amino acids. NCBI's taxonomy places the organism in Eukaryota, Metazoa, Chordata, Actinopteri, Beloniformes, Adrianichthyidae. The transcript has 5 exons. The record is from RefSeq and is a predicted model, not a curated record. Gene Ontology annotation, molecular function: calcium ion binding. Gene Ontology annotation, biological process: COPII vesicle coat assembly.
AUGUAUUAGCCAAUAGGAGCUCUUCACUGGCAGGAUCCGCAGACGUCCUCGCGGAAGUGGAGUCAGUCAAAGAAAGAACAUCAAAUUAUGAGUUUCCAUUUCAAUCAGGGUUAUCCAGGAGGAAGUAACCCCCCUCCUGGAGCUCCAUACAGCAGCCCCUAUGCGUCUCACCCCUCUGCUCCUUAUGGAGGUGCUGCGGGGCCACCAGGAGGCCCCUAUGGGGGCUAUGGAGCCCCCAGUCAGGGUGGGCAUUAUGGACCUGGAGCGGGUGGUGCUCCUGGCGGGCCCUACUGUGGAUACAGGGCUCCUGCAGGUAACACGCCCCCUGGUGUUAACCCGGAGGCGUUCCAGUGGUUCCAGAGCGUGGACACUGACCGCAGCGGCUUCAUCAACCACAGCGAGCUGAAACAGGCGCUGGUCAACUCCAACUGGUCCACCUUCAAUGACGAGACGUGCCUCAUGAUGAUCAACAUGUUCGACCGCACGCGCUCCGGUCGCAUCGACCUGUACGGCUUCUCGGCUCUGUGGGACUACAUGCAGAGAUGGCGAGCUCUGUUUCAGCAGUACGACCGGGACCGCUCAGGGUCCAUCAGCGGCGCCGAGCUCCACCAAGCUUUGGUGCAGAUGGGUUACAACCUCAGCCCCCAGUUCUCUGAGACGGUGGUGCAGCGCUUCACCAUACGGGGCGCGCGGCCCGGCAUCCAGCUGGACCGCUUCAUCCAGGUGUGCACGCAGCUUCAGAGCAUGACGCAGCUGUUCAGAGAGAAAGACACGAGCAUGACGGGGAACGUCCGCCUCAGCUACGAGGACUUCCUGUCUGGAGCCAUGACGAGGCUCAUGUGAGCCGCGGCGGGGAGCGACCUCCAUCCACGUUAGAUACCGUUUGCCAAAAGUGCCUGCUGCACUGCUGCACCCCCCACAGCCUCUCUAUAGACACAUGAGUGUUACCUCAGACAGGAUUCUGCAGCUGUCAGUCUUUAUCUGGUGAUGAUGAUGCAAAACAGGUUUAGAGUUUCUGUUACUCAGAGUUAAACUCAGUGAUUCUACAUAAAUGACUCUGUUUCUGUAAAAGUUAAAGUCUCCUCCAGAGUCAAACUGACCCGAGUCUCAUACACCUGCAGACUGAACUCCUGCUGCAAAGAACUCUGGGUAGGUUCAAUUUGAUUUAUCACUUCUAACCAAUUUGUACUUUAUUGAUUUAUUAUUUUCUACAUAUAUUCUUUAAAACUUAAAUUCACUUUAACAUAUGAUCAAAUUAUUAAAAAAUAUGUACUAUAAGAAAAUAAAAAAAUCAAGAGUUUCAGAAUUAUGGGAACAAUUUUAUUAACAUUAAUAAAAUAAAAUCGUUUUUAUUUUUACUGAAUUUACAUUUUUAAUCAAUGUUUUUAUUUCAGUUAUUAUUUUAUUAGCAUUUUAGGGAGAGAAUAUUCAACAAGUUUAAUGAAGUAUUAGGACCACAAAAAGAAAAAUACAUUCAUUACUUAGGAGAAAAGAGUCGUGAAAUUAUCAGAAGAAAGUAAAAAGUUUACGAGAUAAAAUUGUAAAAAUACGAGAAAAUGGUUAAAAAUGUAUGAGAAUGAUCAAGAAAUUAUUAUUUAAAAAAGUCAAGAAUUUUAAAAUAAAAAAAAAAGUUUAACAUUUACGAGGAUAUAGUCAUAAAAUGAUUGGAAAAGAAGAAAAUAGAGUCAUAAAAUUCUGAGAAAAAAGUCAAGAAUUUACCUGAAUAAAUAUGUAACAUUAUGAGAAAAAAA